UUCACGGUUACUGUUCACGGGGGCGGCUUUUUAACACACACUAACAACACCAACCCAACCCCCUCUAACCAUUCACUCCUCUCUCUCUCUCUCUCUCUCUAUAAUAACGCCCACUCCGUUACCUUAAUUGCCUGCUCUCCUCCACACACAGUCUCUCUGUCUCAGCUUUUUAAUUUAGUCAGUGGUGAAUGAAUAUGGAAGUCCAAGAAGAAGCUAUGGUGUUGUCUAACGAAUACACACACAUCAUCAUCAAAGGAAAGCGCACCAAGCGUCCAAGACCCUCCUCUCCCCUUUCAUUAACCAUGUCUACUACUUCAAUCUCAUCAUAUACCAUACCACAACUCCAAAACAGCGGUGGUGGUGGUGGUAUUAGUGACAAUUCAGGUGGCCGAUCGUUUGAUCCCACCACUUCCUCUCCAACCAACUUGGUCCAAUUGACACAAACUACGACGGAAGAAGAAGACAUGGCCAAUUGUUUGAUUCUUUUGGCUCAAGGCGGCCAAACCCCUAAACCAGCCCAGACGGUCAACAAGGCGGCGGCGGGCCCAUUAUACGAGUGCAAGACAUGUAACCGGUGCUUCUCUUCGUUUCAAGCAUUAGGUGGACACAGAGCCAGUCACAAGAAAGCCUCCGUCGCCGGAGAAGAAAAAAAGGUGUUAGCGUUUAUGCAAGAAGAAGAUUAUAAAUUCAACCACCAUAGUACUACUGCCCUUUCUCUUCAAAUUUCUAACAGGGUUUUAUUAUCAAGUAGUAAUAACAAAUAUUCUAAGGUUCACGAGUGUUCGAUAUGUGGAGCUGAAUUCAUGUCCGGUCAAGCUUUAGGAGGUCACAUGAGGAGGCAUAGAAAUAGAAGCAUGCCAUCAAUGGGUACAAGUAGCAGUAGUAGUCCUGCAGACUCAUCUCAAGAUCAAGCCAAGAAACCAAGGAGUAGUAGUAGUAAUGUUCUAUCAUUAGACCUUAAUCUUCCAGCUCCGGAGGUGGACACUGAUCAUCCCGAAUCCAACUUGAUUCCUUUCUCCUCCAAAGGACAACUUAUCGUCUUCUCACCAUCGUCUUUAGUUGAUUGCCAUUACUAAUUCAUGUAAUUCUUUCAUGGAUUUAUCUUUUCCAUGGCCAACAUCAAUAUUGUGAAUCGUUAGCAUUUCAUUUUUCAUAAACAUGAUUAAUUGA
This is a messenger RNA of Cornus florida, 1170 nucleotides long. RefSeq names its product zinc finger protein ZAT5-like. The transcript has a single exon. The record is from RefSeq and is a predicted model, not a curated record. NCBI's taxonomy places the organism in Eukaryota, Viridiplantae, Streptophyta, Magnoliopsida, Cornales, Cornaceae. Bases 189 to 1076 code for a protein of 295 amino acids.